AUGUCAUGUCCAAACACCAGCACCCGUUCUCACCCUCCUGCCUUCCUCCUGGUUGGCAUCCCUGAACUUCAAGAGGCUCAGUUCUGGAUUGCCUUCCCUUUCUGCAUCAUGUAUGUCAUUGCUGUCCUGGGAAAUGUCAUUGUUCUCUGUGUUAUAAAGACAGAGCGAAGCCUGCGUGAGCCCAUGUACCUCUUCCUGGCCAUGCUGACCACUGACCUGGUUCUGUCCACGUCCACCCUGCCCAAAAUGCUGAGCACCUUCUGGCUGGGCUCCAGGGAGAUCGGGUUCCAUGCCUGCCUCACCCAGAUGUUCUUUGUACAUGCCUUCUCGUCGGUGGAGUCAGGCGUACUCAUGGCCAUGGCCUUGGAUCGCUACGUGGCCAUCUGCUUUCCUCUCCGGCAUUCCAGCAUCCUGUCCGUCCCAGUCUUAGUGACAAUGGGAAGCCUGGUACUGGUACAUGGAGUCCUUCUGGUGAGCCCCUUCUCCCUCCAUGUCAGCAGGUUGCCCUUCUGCCAGCACUGCCUCAUCUCCCACUCAUACUGCGAGCACAUGGCGGUCGUGAAGCUUGUGUGUGGGUACCUUAGAGUCAGUGUCAUUUAUGGCUUGUUUGUGGCUUUUAUGGUGGUUGGGAUUGACUUGUUUAUCAUCUCUGUGUCCUAUGUUAUGAUCCUCCGGGCCGUGCUCAGACUCCCAUCCACUAACGCCCAUCUCAAGGCCUUCAGCACCUGUGCAUCUCACUUGUGCAUUAUCCUGUCAUUUUACAUCCCUGCCCUCUUCACGUUCCUCACCCACCUAUUUGGCCACAAUGUCCCCCACCAUGUCCACAUCCUGGUGGCAAAUCUGUACCUGCUGGUGCCCCCCAUGUUAAACCCUAUUGUGUAUGGGGUGAAAACCAAACUGAUCCGGGGCAGAGUGCUCUAUAUCUUCCAGCAGAAAGGAUUCUGA
Chelonoidis abingdonii (Abingdon island giant tortoise) is the source of this 945-nucleotide messenger RNA. RefSeq names its product olfactory receptor 52R1-like. Gene Ontology annotation, cellular component: plasma membrane. Gene Ontology annotation, biological process: G protein-coupled receptor signaling pathway. The record is from RefSeq and is a predicted model, not a curated record. Gene Ontology annotation, molecular function: G protein-coupled receptor activity; olfactory receptor activity. NCBI's taxonomy places the organism in Eukaryota, Metazoa, Chordata, Testudines, Testudinidae.